This is a messenger RNA of Peronospora matthiolae, 2379 nucleotides long. The record is from the annotation of a GenBank genome assembly. NCBI's taxonomy places the organism in Eukaryota, Oomycota, Peronosporomycetes, Peronosporales, Peronosporaceae.
AUGGAAUUGCAACAAGACGCACUGGACGAGGUUUUCCGUCGUCAUAAGCAGUACUUCCACGAGUUCCUGAGCAACGAGGAGGCGAAUUACGGUAAAUACACGGACAAACUUCGCAGUAUGAUGCACCACAAACACACGCGACUGGUCAUUGACCUCAAUGAUUUGCGCGAGUACGACAGUUCGUUCACGGACCCUGCAGUGGGUACGCAGGAGAACAUUGUGAACCGGUUGCUGCGUGCUCCGGCCGAGUUUGUCCCUCCAUUUGAAGAGGCAGUGAAGGAGACGGUGUUUAAUAUGGACAGUCUCUACGGCGGCAAAGAAGCUGAAGCUACUAAGGAGAUGCAGUUUUAUGUGGGAUUUGAAGGAGAUUUUGGCCAUCAUAAUGUAAACCCAAGAGGUCUCUUGGCUUCGUACCUUACCCAGAUGGUAUGUGUCCAUGGUAUCAUUACAAAAUGCUCGGCAGUGCGACCAAAGGUUGUACGUAGUGUACAUUAUUGCAAGGAAACAAAUGCGAUUUUAUCCAGGGAGUAUAGAGACAACACGUCGAUUACAGGUGCUCCGACAUCUAGUGUCUAUCCGACAAAAGAUGAGCAUGGCAAUUUGUUGGAGACGGAAUUUGGACUAUCGCGAUAUAAGGAUUACCAGGUGGUUAGUAUGCAGGAAACACCCGAGACGGCACCACUUGGACAACUCCCAAGGUCGUGCGAGAUCAUUGUUGAAAACGACAUUGUGGACAAGUGUAAACCGGGGGACCGUGUUCGUGUGGUCGGUAUUUACCGCCCACUCGGUGGAAAUAGCACAGCUGCAUCGACAGCAGUUUUUAGGACGGUACUUAUUGCUAACAACGUUCAGCUCAUGGGUAAGGAAGUGAAUGGCAUUGUUAUGUCGCGUGACGACCUGGUGAAUGUCCCGCCGUCUAUCUAUGGUCAUGGCGAGAUCAAGCAGACGCUGCUGCUUCAGCUACUAGGUGGUGUUGAGAAAAACCUGGAGAACGGGACGCAUCUUCGUGGUGACGUUAAUAUUUUGAUGGUGGGUGAUCCAUCGACAGCCAAGUCUCAGCUCCUACGUUUCGUCCGAACGAUCGCGCCUCUUGCCGUCAAUACCACAGGUCGUGGUUCGUCUGGUGUUGGUUUGACCGCUGCUGUGACGAUUGACCCUGACACCAAAGAGCGCCGACUGGAAGCCGGCGCUAUGGUGCUCGCUGACCGCGGUAUCGUAUGCAUUGACGAGUUCGACAAGAUGAGCGAAGCAGAUCGUGUGGCUAUUCAUGAAGUCAUGGAGCAGCAGACAGUGACAAUUGCAAAGGCUGGCAUUCAUGCCACUUUGAAUGCUCGAUGUAGCGUUCUCGCUGCGGCCAACCCCGUGUAUGGUCAAUACAACAAGAACAAAAAGCCACAGGAGAACAUUGGUCUACCGGAUUCGCUGUUGUCCCGUUUUGACUUGCUUUUCGUGGUGCUUGAUCGUCUGGACCGUGGUGCGGACCGCAACAUUUCAGACCAUGUCCUGCGCAUGCAUCGGUAUACUCGCCCGGGCCAGGAAGGCGUUCCUCUCUCGUUUGAAGUGAGCUCUACGGAUCACAUGGCUUUGUUCAGCGAAUCGACUGAUGAUCAAUCCGACCAGUCUAAAAGCAGCAUUUUUCAAAAGUUCGACCCGCUGCUUCACGGUGAAUACCAGUCGUCAUCGUAUGCUGGUAGUGGCAACGGUAUCCUCAAGCUAGACUUCCUCAAAAAGUACAUUUAUUACGCGAAGAUGCGUUACCAACCCGUGCUAACAGACAGUGCGAUCGAGCUAAUCUCGGAGGGAUAUGCAGAGCUUCGUUCUCAGCAGAACGCGCGGACACUGCCAGUGACUGCGCGUAGUUUGGAAACGCUGAUUCGUCUUGCGUCGGCACAUGCAAAAGCGCGCCUGAGCAAGACGAUUGAUGCUGUGGAUGCUGAGAAGGCUAUCUCUCUCAUUAGUUUUGCUCUGUACCACGAUGCGUCAGAGCCCCACACGGAUAACACGCGACCAGAGGUGACCCAAGAACCGGAAACUGGCAGCGAGAAGGCUAUGGCAGAGUUGGAGAUUGAAAGUCCUUUGACACCGGAGAAGCCCAUUUCGAUCGAGAAAUCCAGAAAACGUGAUCGAGCAUCAUGGAGCUCUGGUACGCUCGCUGAUGACAUUCUAAGCCUGUUGUCAGAGAUGGGCAGCGAUACCACUAUCGACGAUGCGAACGACAACAUCUCACUGAUGAGCAUUUUGUCGCGACUGAACCAUGGUCGCUCCAAGAACGACGCGAUUGCCCGUGCUGACGUUGAAAAAGUGCUGGUGGAUCUGGAGGAGCAGAAUAAGGUCAUGUACAUUCAGGAUGGUGAUGACCCGAUGGUUAUGCUCAUUUAG